Poecilia reticulata (guppy) is the source of this 741-nucleotide messenger RNA. The record is from RefSeq and is a predicted model, not a curated record. NCBI's taxonomy places the organism in Eukaryota, Metazoa, Chordata, Actinopteri, Cyprinodontiformes, Poeciliidae.
AUGGAGGUUCGAUCUGCUGCUGUGCUGCUGCUGAUGGCGCUGCAGGCUGCUGCUCAGGAGGAUACUUACUUUAUGAUCGGUGAGAGUCUGAAGCUCAACCCAAAUCCCUCUGAGGCCAUCAGCAGCAUCACCUGGAAGCAUAACGGGAACAUUGUAGCUGAAUACAUCAAGGAUGUGGUUCCUCUGGAAUAUCUGGGUGACUUAAACGGCCGAGCAAACGUGAACCUGACCACCGGAGUGUUGACCGUCAKSAACAUGRGAAAAUCUGAGGACCGGCUGUUCACGGUGGAGAUCAACAACAGAGUCCUUCCUGUCAGCUUUAACGCUGUGGGGAUCARKCSUGUCCCUGAACCUGCAGUGGUUCUGAAAAAUCCGACAACAUGCUUCAAGAACUUGGACUCAUGCAACCUGACCUGCAAUGGGGACACCAGAGACUCUGGACCCGUUCAGUACUUCUGGAAGCUGGGAGAAGAUGGAGCCUGGAAGGAAUCAGGACAGGACUGGAUGUUCACCAAGAUUCAGAUGUCAUCGGUUGAAAAGAUCAUCUGCAAAAUUCAGAACCCGAUCAGUGAGAGGGAGAGCGGACCUCUGCAGAACCCCCUCUUCCCUCCACGCUGCAGCUUCAUCUCUGAGGUUCUGGGUGUUGUGAUGAGAUCUGUGGCUCUCCUGGUUCUGUUCAGUCUCGUUGUUUGGUUCUUUUGGCAGAACCGGACUGCCGGUUCAGCAGGUGGAGCCGGUUGA